This is a messenger RNA of Acanthopagrus latus (yellowfin seabream), 766 nucleotides long. It is a transcript of the gene lgals2b, whose product is annotated as lectin, galactoside-binding, soluble, 2b. The transcript is spliced from 4 exons. Bases 74 to 469 code for a protein of 131 amino acids. Gene Ontology annotation, molecular function: laminin binding; galactoside binding; carbohydrate binding. NCBI's taxonomy places the organism in Eukaryota, Metazoa, Chordata, Actinopteri, Spariformes, Sparidae. The record is from RefSeq and is a predicted model, not a curated record.
CAGGUAUAUAUAAACCACUCACCUGCCUGCAGAGCUUUGUCACUGGAGGCACAACCCACUGAAGACAGCCAAGAUGAAAAUCAGGGACAUGACAUUCAAGGAGGGGCAUGAGUUCAAGGUCCGCAUCAAGCCCAAAGACGACUGCAACACCUUCGCCAUCAACAUCGGCCAUGACGCUGACAACAUUGCGAUGCACUUCAACGCCCGUUUCGAUUUCGGCGGUGACGAGAACACCAUCGUCUACAACUCCAAGUCCGGGGGCGACUGGGGUGAAGAGAUCCGUGAAUCAAAUUUCCCCUUCCAGCGCGGAGAGGAGUGCAAGUUUUACAUCAACUUCAACAACGAGCAGUUCUACAUCAAACUUCCUGACGGCUCCAUGAUUAACUUCCCCAACCGGCUGGGAGACGUCAAGUACAAGCACUUCGAUGUCAGCGGUGACGCGAGGAUCAUCGGCAUCAAGAUCAAGUAGAGGUCCAAACGCUUUCUCAACCCUUUGACUCCCGACCUGACCACCGUUUGUUUUUGUUUUGCUGAAACAGUCUAUUUUACAUGACAGAGCCCUGCUUAUUUAUCUUUUCUCCUGCUGAGGCUUAUAGAAGAAAAACUAGACAUGUUCACCUACACGGAGAUGCUGAUGUUGUAAUAACAUGAAUUUGCCUCAAGAGGGAACCACACAACAUGUUACCCUCAUGCUCCUGCUUGAUAUCCCAUCAGUCACUGGGUUUGUUAAUAAACGCUGUAGGAAAUAAAGGAGUUUCUUCUCUGA